GGAUGUGGUGAGUAGUGUUGAGUAGUGUAUGCUGUUGGAAAAACCCUCCUGGCUGGAACCGGGAGGCAGCGAUUGCAACACUGACAGGCUUGUUGCUUACCCCCUCAGAUGUGAUUCAUGUGGUGCCUUGCUCAAUUUGACUCAAAACAUUCCAGUGUAGUGCUGGCGUGAGGAUUCCUUGUUCUCUUUUUUUAUGGUGAACACACAAGGUGGUUCUUGAAGGUAUAUGGAGCGUAUAUAGAUCAACUGUUGUUUUAACUUUCACACGCUUAAGUGUUUAAUCACAAUUUAAAGGCAUACAAUCUGCAUUUGAAAUCCAUCACAUGAAAGUAAGACAACACAAUCCACUCCACUUUUGAGUGUUGAACUGAACGUCUGACCUGUGGCACCGUGGUCUCGGUAACAGUGUGUGUUGGUUCAGGGUAUGGGGGAAGGGGGUCAGAGUUCGGGGGCGCUAUGUACCCGUCAAGCUCCCUCAGUCGAGGAUCUCAAGGCGACGGGCGGGAAGGUUGAGAAGAUGCAGAUGAAGCGGGAGAUCUCGCUGAUCAACGGCAUAUGCCUCAUCGUCGGCAACAUGAUCGGCUCGGGCAUCUUCGUGUCGCCCAAGGGGGUUCUGAUGCACAGCGGCUCUUACGGCCUGUCACUGGUCAUCUGGGGCCUUGGGGGCGUCUUCUCCGUGUUCGGCGCGCUUUGCUACGCCGAGCUCGGCACCACCAUCACCAAGUCGGGCGCCAGCUACGCCUACAUCCUUGAGUCCUUCGGUGGUUUUCCGGCAUUCAUCCGCCUGUGGACGUCGAUCCUGCUGAUCGAGCCUGCCAGCCAGGCAGUCAUCUCGCUCACCUUCGCCAACUACCUGGUGGAGGCCCUGUACCCCACCUGCCAUCCCCCCUACGACGCCAUCCGACUCAUCGCUGCUGCUUGUCUAUGUGUACUGAUCUUCAUCAACUGUGCGUACGUGAAGUGGGGAACGCUUGUCCAGGACAUCUUCACGUACGCAAAGCUCAUGGCGCUCAUCCUGGUCAUCGUCAUGGGGAUCCUCAAGAUCUCUUCAGGGGAGACAAGGAACUUUGACGCUCCAUUCGAAGGGUCUUCUUCGGAGCCCGGAGCCAUUGCCCUGGCUCUUUACUCUGCACUCUUUUCCUACUCGGGCUGGGACACGCUCAACUUCGUCACAGAGGAAAUUCAGAAUCCGGAGAGGAACCUGCCACUGGCCAUUGCCGUCUCUAUGCCCAUAGUGACCAUAAUCUACCUGUUGACCAACGUGGCGUAUUAUGUGGUGCUGGACAUGCCGUCCCUGUUGGCUAGCGAUGCAGUGGCUGUGACCUUUGGGAACGCCGUCUUGGGCCCUUUCAGUUGGAUCAUCCCAGUGGCGGUGGCCAUGUCCUGCUACGGAGGACUCAACGCCUCCGUCAUCGCCGCCUCGCGGUUGUUUUUCGUGGGGGCCAGAGAGGGCCACCUUCCAAACAGCCUGAGUUUGAUCCACAUGGAGCGAUACACUCCCAUUCCUGCACUGCUGUUCAAUGGCCUGAUGGGCCUGAUCUUCCUUUGUGUGGAGGACGUCUUCCAGCUCAUCAACUACUUCAGCUUCAGCUACUGGCUCUACGUGGGCCUCUCCGUCGCCGGCCUUAUCUACCUGCGCUACACCCAGCCGCUCAGACACAGACCUGUCAAGCUGCCUCUGGUCUUCCCCAUCCUCUACUGUGUAUGUAGCCUGUUUCUGGUGGUGGUUCCUCUCUACAGCGACACCAUUAACUCCCUCAUAGGGAUAGGGAUCGCUCUCUCUGGGGUCCCUGUCUACUACGUGGCCAUUUACCUGCCUGAGGACAACAGACCCAAACUCAUCGGCACAAUGAACGCCUUCUUCACCAGGUACACCCAGAUGCUUUGUUACUGCUGCCUCACCGAGCUGGACACCGAGACCGGGGCCCCAAUGGUUGAUGAAACACAGUGAGGGGGGUCCCAGUCGGCAGCACCCCACAAAACACCAACUGUGCCUGGACACUCCCAGAGCAUAGAGCGGAUCGGAGUAUGCUAUCCUCAUCAUCAUCAUGGAUGUGGGAAGGCAGCAUACUGUCUGUCCAUUUCAGCGACCUGACAACGUAAACAAACACACUGCCAUCAAGAGGAGGAGGAGGAGCAAAGCUUGAUUGUGUUUCAUUAAAGGAUACCAUCGGGAUAUUUCUACCUUGACAAUAUUUUCCCAUCAUUUUUGGUUUAAAAGACUAAUGCAUAGCACAAUUUAUUUUAAUUGGUCCAGUACUGAGCGAGACCAUUGCAGCCGAAAUCCGUUAAACUGGCUACAAAAUAAUCCUUAUUGGGAAAUAUGUGCUUGUUUUUUCUCUGAAGUACUUUUGGAUGUUUAUACAUGCCCAUGUUGGAAGUGAAAAGAUUUAGUGUGAAUACAAUAAUUUUAUAGAACCACAGUUAUAUAAUUAGUACCAUACCACAAAUUAUAUGAAACUGUUAUGGAUUUGUAAUAAACACAUUUCAAUUUUGAUAUAAUAGGUGCAUGGUGCCAUUAGAGAGUGCCACAGCACAGCCACUAUGAGCAGUCACAAAGUGACCCUCCAUGUCAGCCCAACCCUCCCAACGGCAGAAACCUAGGGAGCCGGAGAGACGUUUCACUGAAGUACUUUAAUCAAGUCAAAUUAAGGUUAUUGUACUUUUACUUAAAUACUGAUGGAUUCCAAAGUAAACAUUGUCUUCUAUUUGUACUUAGACAUUGUUACGGCCACAUUGGCCUUUCAGUCGUCAUUGUGUGUGUGCUAUUAGUUUUGUCUGCCUUUGCUCUCAUUGGCCUGGUCCUGAAUAUUCCACUGUCUUCUGCCCCGUUUCUUUGUUACGUCUGAGCCGCGUAACAACAUGCACGUUUGAAUAAAAAGUAGGAUUGAAAGAAGGA
Molecule: messenger RNA, 2899 nt
Organism: Gadus morhua (Atlantic cod)
Lineage: Eukaryota; Metazoa; Chordata; Actinopteri; Gadiformes; Gadidae
Product: Y+L amino acid transporter 2
Exons: 10
Coding region: 425-1951 (508 amino acids)
Biological process (GO): amino acid transmembrane transport
Cellular component (GO): membrane
Molecular function (GO): L-amino acid transmembrane transporter activity
Source: RefSeq, a predicted model, not a curated record